AUGUUUCAUCUGUUUGUUCUCUUCUAUACCACCAUGGCGGGCAUCGCGAAUCCCAACUCGAGAAGAUAUGUCAGCCAAGUUGGCAUCCUAUCACUGGAAUCACUUUUUCUGGGGAGUGUGAUUCUGUUCUUUGUUGCGUCAAACACGCCCUGGUCUUGGGACCAUCCGAUGAUCUUCAAAACGGGCUCUCAUCUCCCUGUUCAAUUCUGGCUGGCUGUUUUGGGUGUAGGGUUCAGCCUGCUCGCAUUUGGACUGUCCGAGUCAUAUGUUCACUUGUUUGACGUGUGGUGCACAUGGAAAGCUGGCAGCGAUUCUGGACUCGACUACGCGAGAUAUCUCAACACCCAACCAAGAGCUCCAGUAGUUGUUGGCUUUCGCGGAUUUCGGCCAUUCGUCAUGGUGCGGUACCUGAUUAUCUUGCUCGGCAUCGCUGGCUCGAUCGGCUACAAGUUCGCGAUUGUUCAGAUAACAGAGAUGAGUCUAGAAUUGGACGAAACAGCGGUGACGGUCCAUUUGCCAUCGGCGGAGCCAAUCGACCUAGCAACCGGCGCAACAAGCACCUGGCUACGUGACGGCCCUACUGCGCAAGCCAAUCGAGCCUUUCGACACUUCAGCAGUGUGGACGGUCAUCAUACGGACAUCGCUGUGGACGCUAUGGACCGAAUGCAACCACCUGGGGUUAUUUUCAUGUUCGGCGAAGGACUAUGCUCCGACACAUUUCACAAAUUUGACGAGGGGAUUCUCACGACUUUGGAACUGGUUGUGGUGGCAAACUUGGAGGUUGAACGUCGAGACCCCAACGACUUUGUUGAGCUGGUUCCAGGAGGAUGGACUCGCGUUGCAAGAAGGGCGGCCGGAUGGCUGGAAGGAAGCUCGGAUGGGUUGAUCAUUGAUUACAGGCACGAAGAGAACGGCACACUUAACAUACGCUGGGCUGAGAUACCCGAGUGGGCAGAUGAAGAGCGCGGGACGUUCAUAACAAGGCAACCGAUAAACAGGGGCAUUAGCUAUACCAUUGGCCUGACCCUGGCAGAAGUGUCUCGAGUUGUUGCCUCAAAGGACUGUGGGGAGUUGAAAGAAGUCUGGCCAGUGGACUCCUUGAUAUCAACCAUCCCUCUUGGACCCCCUGCAACGCAGAAUAACCAACUCCUCAACACGCUACUCAAAGACCCCAAAAUAUCCAUUUUGGAUGGCGUGGGGCUGAUUGUUCGCAACUCCAUGACCACCUGGGGCCACGCCAUUCACGCUUCAGAGCGACCAAACUACACUCCAGGCCAUGCGCCUGUCCCUUCAGAACGCUCACGAUGGGAUCUCGUUCCACUCGCAUCCGAAAAACAUAAGGGAAAUCACGGCGGUAAAUACUUCAAAAAGCAUGGCCGCCCCGGAGCCGUGUAUCUCGAGUCAAACGUCACGUUUCCACGCGACUUUGGUGACCCGAGAGUAGCCCAGGCAUAUUCGUGGAUGUUUUUACCGCAAGACCAGAACCAUCCGGUCAGCUAUCCGUAUUACGAAGGAACCAGUGUCCAGAAUGCCGGUGUGGGGGGUUACUCUCAGGCAGCCGUCAUCUUCAUUAUUCUUGGCGUGAUUGGGUGCUCGCUUAUUCUUGUCAGACUGUACCUUGGACCGGCAGGAAUAACGUCCUGGAUGGGCCAGCAUGUAUAUUUGGCGUUGGAAGGCAGGAUCCAGAGAGAUGGUUCGGAGAUAUUGGCGUGCGGGCAUCAGGUUGCGCAAGAUCUUGGAACGGUCAGGAUUGAGAAGCAUUCCCGGAUAAUGAAUGAAGACGAAAGGAACACGGCAGAGAGAGUUGAGUCCAGGAGCUCGACCGGGCUGUGGAUCAAGGGAGUUUGA
Messenger RNA from Podospora anserina S mat+, 1848 nucleotides. RefSeq lists its product as uncharacterized. The transcript has a single exon. Bases 1 to 1848 code for a protein of 615 amino acids. Lineage: Eukaryota; Fungi; Ascomycota; Sordariomycetes; Sordariales; Podosporaceae. The record is from RefSeq and is a predicted model, not a curated record.